AGAAAGGCAGGUCUGGUAAGGAGAGCCAGCCAGAGCUUCAGACAUCUCUUCUGUCCAUCAGCGAAGCAAGAAGCAAGGGGGCCACAAUGGGGGCCAGGAUGCCCUUCUUCCUCUUCCUGACUCUCCUGGGCAGCUCCCAGGGAACAGGGCCAGGAUUGACUUUGCAGCUGAAGCUGAAGGGCUCCUUUCUAACAAAUUUCUCCUAUGAGUCCAGCUUCCUGGAAUUGCUCGAGAAGCUCUGCCUCCUCCUUCACCUCCCGUCAGGGACCAACGUCACCCUCCAUCAUGCAGGAUCCCCACGCCAUGUCACCUGCGAAGUCUGAGAAUGGUCAAACUCUGUGUCCCCCCCUUGGCCCAGG
Molecule: messenger RNA, 359 nt
Organism: Callorhinus ursinus (northern fur seal)
Lineage: Eukaryota; Metazoa; Chordata; Mammalia; Carnivora; Otariidae
Gene: SFTA2
Product: surfactant associated 2
Source: RefSeq, a predicted model, not a curated record